Haplochromis burtoni (Burton's mouthbrooder) is the source of this 2273-nucleotide messenger RNA. Its product is annotated as NLR family CARD domain-containing protein 3. The record is from RefSeq and is a predicted model, not a curated record. The transcript is spliced from 3 exons. Gene Ontology annotation, molecular function: protein binding. NCBI's taxonomy places the organism in Eukaryota, Metazoa, Chordata, Actinopteri, Cichliformes, Cichlidae. Bases 94 to 1554 code for a protein of 486 amino acids.
AACCUCAUCAGGGGGAAACUGCUUCCCUCUGCUCGCCUCUGGAUAACCACACGACCUGCAGCAGCCAAUCAGAUCCCUCCUGACUGUGUUGGCAUGGUGACAGAAGUUAGAGGGUUCACUGACCCACAGAAGAAGGAGUACUUCGUGGCAAGAUUCAGAGAUAAGAUGCAGGCCAGGAAUAUCAUCUCCCAUAUCAAGACAUCACAAAGCCUCCACAUCAUGUGCCACAUCCCAGUCUUCUGCUGGAUCACAGCUACAGUUCUGGAGGAUGUGCUGAAAACCAGAGAGGGAGGACAGCUGCCCAAGACCCUGACUGAGAUGUACAUCCACUUCCUGGUGGUUCAGGCCAAAGUGAAGAAGGUCAAGUAUGAUGGAGGAGCUGAGACAGAUCCACACUGGAGUCCAGACAGCAGGAAGAUGAUUGAGUCUCUGGGAAAACUGGCUUUUGAUCAGCUGCAGAAAGGAAACCUGAUCUUCUAUGAAUCAGACCUGACAGAGUGUGGCAUCGAUAUCAGAGCAGCCUCAGUGUACUCAGGAGUGUUCACACAGAUCUUUAAAGAGGAGAGAGGACUGUACCAGGACAAGGUGUUCUGCUUCAUCCAUCUGAGUGUUCAGGAGUUUCUGGCUGCUCUUCAUGUCUAUCUGACCUUCAUCAACUCUGGAUUCAAUUUGCUGGAAGAACAACAAACAUCCUUCCAGAAGUCUGAAACAAGAGAAUCUCUAGGGACACCUUUCUACCAGAGUGCUGUAAACAAGGCCUUACAGAGUCCAAAUGGGCACCUGGACUUGUUCCUCCGCUUCCUCCUGGGUCUUUCACUGCAGACCAAUCAGACUCUCCUACUAGGCCUGCUGACACGGACAGGAAGUAGCUCACAGACCAAUCAGGAAACAGUCCAGUACAUCAAGGCGAAGCUCAAUGAGAAUCUGUCUGUAGAGAAAAGCAUCAAUCUGCUCCACUGUCUGAAUGAACUGCAUGACCGUUCUCUAGUGGAGGAGAUUCAACAGUCCCUGAGUUCAGGACGUCUCUCCACAGAUAAACUGUCUCCUGCUCAGUGGUCAGCUCUGGUCUUCAUCUUACUGUCAUCAGAAAAAGAUCUGGAUGUGUUUGAGCUGAAGAAAUACUCUGCUUCAGAGGAGGCUCUUCUGAGGCUGCUGCCAGUGGUCAAAGCCUCCAACAAAGCUCUGCUGGAUGGCUGUAACCUCUCAAGCAGAAGUUGUAAAGCUCUGUCCUCACUGCUUAACUUCCAGUGCUCUACUCUGACAGAGCUGGAUCUGAGUAACAAUGACCUUGAUGAUUCAGGAGUGAAGCUUUUCUCUGCAGGACUGGAAAAUCCCCAUUGUAGACUGGAAAUUCUGAGUCUGUCAGGCUGUCUGAUCACCGAGGAAGGCUGUACUUCUCUGGCCUCAGCUCUGAACUCCAACCCGUUCCAUCUGAGAGAGCUGGACCUGAGCUACAAUCAUCCAGGAGUAUCAGGAAUGAAGCUCCUGUCGUGUCCUGAAGUGAAGGAACAACGCUGGAGACUGUACGCUCUCAGGUAUGGAGAGAAUGUCUGAUAGAUGAGGAAUAGCUGGAAGCAUUUCCUGUGUCCUUCACUGAGUUACUAAUUAACAUCAUGUUACAAAUUACAAAUGCAGAACCAUUUUUUGUUCAUUCCAAAUAGGAACACUAGUCUACUUAAAAGAAAAUAUAAAACAUAAGGAAAUUAAUUUAUUAAUCAUGAGAUAUGUGUAUUGAAUUAACUUUUCUAGGAGAAAUGACAAAUGUAUUUUCUUUCUUUCAAUAUUUGGGUAGAUCUCUAUAAUUGUGCAGUAACUUUUAGAAAAUUAUAUUUCUUUGAAAAAGGUACUUUAUGGAGGAAGCAGAAAGGUGUGAUGAAGAAAGGGCUGCAUAAGAAAUAUAAUACGCUUCUCAAUCCUGACAAAUUCCAACAAAUUACAGCGUUGGUUGAAGAGAGACAGAAGCCAGGAAAAUAAACCAGCUGUUCUUGACUGAACCAUCCAAGGGGGUACCCUCGGUGGUAGGGGAUUUUUAUGAGAACAAUCCCAUCAAGACUGGAGAUAAUUCAAUACUGAAAAACCAUAUGAAAGACCCAUGUAACACAUAACAAGAAUAUAACGUUCAUACACAAAUGACAGGGAUUGGGCAGGAAGUCAAAUAAUAUUACAACACAUCUUGAAAAAGUUCUAAUCCGUACUUAUCCUGUAUGGUGAUGAAAUGAAACCAACAGAUUAUAGAAAAUAUCCUAACACUUUCAAUGAAGGUUUUAUAGAAG